AUGCGAUGGCUUUGUACUGUCAGAACUUGCAUUGCAAAAGUGUACACAUCUUCAGAAAAUAUUAUACAAAUAGUUAAAAUUGUAAAUGAAAAUAAUGGACAUGAUCAACCAAGUAUAUACAGAAAAAUAUAUUCAAAUGGAUGUAAGAGAAAAGUUAUGCAAAAUCUGUAUACUAAACCAAAAUUACCAAAAUCCAAACCAGUCAUCGUCACGGACAAAGACAAAUACGAUCCUGGUGAUACGCUUGUAGCGAAUUGUACGUCACCAGCGUCUAGACCCGCGGCAGGUUUAACGUUCUUUUUAAACAACAUGCCGAUCGGUAGUCCGGAAACCCUCAAGUAUUCGACUUCAAAUUUUUUGAAAUUAAGUAUGCUAACAGUCACUUUGAAAUUAAAUCAAAGCCAUUUUAAAGACGGCCGAAAGCUUUUACUACAGUGUACUGCGCUAAUAAAUACACUGUACAAGCAAAGUUCUGAACUUAGGUUACCGAUUAAAUCAACAGAGCCAGUACCAGAAAAAGUAACUUCUCCGAGUUCCGGAUGUCGAUUGACGUGCAGUAACAAGUAUUUGACAAUGAUCACUACUUUAGUCUUAUUAUGUAACGUAUUCAGAUAGUCGAAUUCUGGAGCUUAAAUUCUUAAGAAUAUUUUCUUAGGUUCAUAUUAUUUUCAUGUAAAUAAGAAUUGAAGUUGUAAAAAGGACUAAAACUUUAUGGAUACAAAUAAAUUGGUAAACAAGAAUUGCAGCAUAGUUAAAAAUAAAACAACCUAUGAAAUAUAAAAAUAUAUAUUUUUUUUUCCAAAAUAAAGUAAU
Messenger RNA from Sipha flava (yellow sugarcane aphid), 813 nucleotides. RefSeq lists its product as uncharacterized. The transcript has 4 exons. Lineage: Eukaryota; Metazoa; Arthropoda; Insecta; Hemiptera; Aphididae. The record is from RefSeq and is a predicted model, not a curated record. Bases 1 to 615 code for a protein of 204 amino acids.